AUGAAGGUCGUCAUUGCCGGUGCCGGCGUGGCAGGCCCAGCUAUCGCCUUUUGGCUCGCCAAGCAGGGCCACGAAUGCACAGUCGUUGAGCGCUUCCCCUCGCUUCGCAUCGCCGGUUUACAAGUCGAUUUACGAAACGAGGCGAUCGAGGUGGUUCGGCGCAUGGGUCUGCUGCAGACGGUCCGGGACCGUUCCGUCCCGGAGAUGGGCACCAUCAUUGUCGACUCCAAGGGCCAGGAAAACAUCGUGCAGAGAAAACUCAAGAUUGAACACGAAAGCGGCGUCCAGGGCAAGACAAGUGCCUACGAAAUUAUGCGCCGCGAUUUGAUUGAGAUUCUCUACGACGCAACAAAAGAAAACGUCACUUACCGUUUUGGGCUUUCAGUCGACCACUAUCGAAAUAUUGAAGUCGAUGAUAGCGAUGAGGAGGGCCCCAAGACUGACCAGGUGGAGGUUACGUUCUCAGACGGCAGCAAAGAGACGUACGAUCUUUUGAUUGCAGCGGACGGACAAGGAUCGCGCAUUCGCAAACAAAUGUUCUUUUACAGACCAGAAGAGGACCAAUCGCGAUGGCUGGGAAUUUUUUCAGCCUACUACACGUUGCCGCGAAGGGACUACGACACGAGCUUCUGCCGCAUGUACCACGCGACCGAGCGGCGGCUGGCCAUGACGCGCUGGCACAAGCAGGACAUGGGCCAAGUGUACCUCAUGGCCAUGAACAAUGCCGAGCGCUUCCGCCGUGCGCUGGACCGCGACGUGGCCAGCCAAAAGGACGCCUUCGCGGCCGUCUUCAAAGGCAUGGGGUGGCAAGAGGAGCGAAUCCUGCACGCCCUCACCGACGCCGAAGACUUUUACGCGGACGAGAUGCUGCAGCGACGGAGCACCGUGUGGUCGCACGGCCGCGUCGUGCUCCUCGGCGACGCGGCAUACUGCGCUUCGCCCAUUGCCGGUGUCGGGUCCAGCAUGGCGCUCAUCGGCGCGUACGUGCUAGCGGGCGAGCUGGCCGUGCAUGGCGAGAGAAAGGUGGCCGCGGCGCUGGCCUCGUACGACGCCGCGAUGCGGCCGCUGGUCGACCAGAGCCAGCGGCUGCCGAAGCGGUCGCUCCAGGGCUGGCUCCCGCUGUCGACGUGGUCCAUCAAGCGCCUGCACGUCAAAGAGUGGGUGCGCAGCAAGGGCAAGGGUGCGCAGCCGUGGGCGAAAAAGGUGCACGACCAGCGCUGGGUGCUGCCCGACUACCCCGAGAUGUGCUGGCGCAGCCGUUCGGCGGCAUGGGCGAGCCUGCCGUCGACGGCGCGGUCCUCGCUGACCGAGGACUCGCGGUCGCGAUCGUUUUGGUCGCCGGGCGCGUACAGCUCGGCGUCGUCGGUGGCGGACGACAUCUGGCUGCCGUCGUAUGAGCUGCGAAAGGAGGAACGGGCUCAAGAGCGGGCUCAGAAAGAAGACGAGACGCCGCGGCUUGAAAAGGUACAGCCCGAUUGGCCGCUGGUUACGGACCUGUCUUGUUCGAAUUGUGCAAAUUGUUCGAAGCGGGCGGAGGUGUUGUAG
Messenger RNA from Akanthomyces muscarius, 1545 nucleotides. RefSeq lists its product as uncharacterized. NCBI's taxonomy places the organism in Eukaryota, Fungi, Ascomycota, Sordariomycetes, Hypocreales, Cordycipitaceae. Gene Ontology annotation, molecular function: FAD binding. The coding region runs from base 1 to 1545 and encodes 514 amino acids. The record is from RefSeq and is a predicted model, not a curated record. The transcript has a single exon.